AUGAGUUUGCUACACUGUUCCAGGCGGCUCCUCAGCCGCAGCACAUAUCGCAGCGGGCAUUCAAUUGCUCUGCAAUCGCUCGCGCUCGCUGGUCUCCACAGUCGCCGCGCCUUCCAUGGCUCCGCAGCAUGUUGGGGCACCAGAUCGCAGGUUCUCAAGGACGUUGGCGAAGGCAUCACCGAAGUCCAGAUCAUUCAAUGGUACGUCGAGGAGGGCGCACAUGUGGAGGAGUGGAAGCCGCUCUGUCAAUAUCAAUCCGACAAGGCCGUGGACGACAUAACGUCGCGAUAUGCUGGCGUGAUUAAGAAGCUCCAUUUCCAGACAGACGAUACAGUGCCAACGGGAAAGGCCCUGUGUGAUAUCGAGGUCGAUGAUGCACAAUAUCCAGACGACGCUGUUGUUGUCGCACAGCCAGAGCCAGUCGAGUCACAGCCCGCGCAGCAGCCCACAGAAGUCUCGCAACUUGAUACUUCUGAAGCAGUCCCUCAUGUCCCUGAAGAAAAACCGCAAUCAAAAUAUGCGUCUCUCGCAACACCGGCUGUGAGGGGCCUUUUGAAAGACUUGAAUGUCAACAUCCUUGAUGUGACGGGAACUGGCAAAGAUGGACGAGUCACCAAGGACGAUGUUCAAAAGUUCGCCGCCACGAGGGGUCAACAACCUAUCACCACAACACAACAAACAGCAGCAGUUCCUGCUGCUAGACCAGCCACGACAAUUGAUACCCAACAGUCCGAGACGCGUGAACCAUUGACGCAUAUGCAGUCCCAGAUGUUCAAGACCAUGACCAAGUCCCUACAGAUCCCCCAUUUCCUAUUCACAGACGAGCUCAAUAUCGAUGCUGUCACGACACUUCGGCGCAAGCUCUCCAGCGAUCCUACCAGUGCUCAGAAAAUCACAUCCCUCUCCUUUAUUGUCAAAGCCGUCUCUCUGGCGCUGGAAGAAUACCCGAUCCUGAAUGCAAAGAUCGACACAACCGACCCCAAGAAACCAACGAUCAUAAUGCGCAGGAACCACAACAUCGGAGUCGCAAUGGACACUCCCCAAGGUCUAAUUGUCCCGAAUAUCAAAAACGUCGCGGCACGAUCCAUCUCAGACAUUGCUGCUGAGAUAUCCCGCCUGAGCGCCCUCGGAAAGGAAGGCAAGCUCACCCCGGCUGAUUUGACCGGGGGCACGUUUACCGUAUCCAACAUCGGCAACAUUGGCGGCACCUAUGUCUCGCCCGUGAUCGUGUCGAGCGAAGUCGCGAUCUUGGGCGUUGGCCGAUCCAGGGUUCUGCCCGUGUUCGACGAGGCCGGACAAGUGACGAAAGCCGAGCUCGUCAAUUUCAGCUGGAGCGCUGACCAUCGGGUUAUUGAUGGAGCUACGAUGGCUCGCAUGGCGAAUAAAGUCCGAGACUUUAUCGAGUCGCCUGAUAGAAUGCUGCUGAGGCUGAGAUGA
Molecule: messenger RNA, 1437 nt
Organism: Talaromyces rugulosus
Lineage: Eukaryota; Fungi; Ascomycota; Eurotiomycetes; Eurotiales; Trichocomaceae
Exons: 4
Coding region: 1-1437 (478 amino acids)
Cellular component (GO): mitochondrion; cytoplasm
Molecular function (GO): acetyltransferase activity; lipoic acid binding
Source: RefSeq, a predicted model, not a curated record